Messenger RNA from Alternaria burnsii, 939 nucleotides. RefSeq names its product short chain dehydrogenase. Gene Ontology annotation, molecular function: oxidoreductase activity. The coding region runs from base 1 to 939 and encodes 312 amino acids. NCBI's taxonomy places the organism in Eukaryota, Fungi, Ascomycota, Dothideomycetes, Pleosporales, Pleosporaceae. The transcript has 2 exons. The record is from RefSeq and is a predicted model, not a curated record.
AUGUCCAAGUCCAAUAAACAAGUCGCGCUCGUCGUUGGCGCGUCUCGGGGUAUCGGCCGGCAAAUUGCUAUCGACCUCGCAAAAGAUGGCUACGCAGUCGUCGUAGCAGCGAAAUCCACAUCCGAUGCUUCCAAGUGCUCUCCCUUUCCACCCGACCCAAACUCCUCGGCGUCCACCAUCUCUACCGUUUGUCGCGAGAUCCAUGAGUCAGGCGGCGAAGCCACAGCCAUCACUGUUGACACACGAGACUUUACAAGCAUUCAACGUAUGGUGGCCGAAACAAUAGAGAAAUAUUGCCGUCUUGAUGUAUUGGUAUACAACAGCGGCGCAAUAUGGUGGGCAAGCGUGGCCAAAACGCCUAUGAAGCGCUUCCAGCUCAUGCAACGCGUGAAUGUAGAGGGCUUAUAUGGCGUCAUACAAGCCUGUCUUCCGCACUUUGAACAGAGUGGUCGAAACUGGAAGGGUCGUAUUAUCAUCGUCAGUCCACCGAUAUACUCGCGUUUCUUCCGCGGCAAGACGGCGUAUGCAAUGGGAAAAGUAGGCAUGUCCGUUCUUACCAAGGGACUAGCAAUGGAUUUUCAGAGGGAAGGUAAAGAUGACAUGGCAGUUACUAGCAUCUGGCCUGCAACGGCUGUCCAGAGUGCUGCAACGCAGAAUCUUGGAGGUGAAGAUGCUAAAGAUCUCAGGACAGCGCAUAUCUUCUCGGACGCAGUGUUGCAGAUGAUCAAGGCGCCUGUAGAAGAGGUUAAUGGCAAGUUGCUGCUUGAUGAAGACUUUCUAAGGACGAAGGGUAUUAGCGAUUUUGACAAGUACAAUCUGGUGGAGGGGAGUAAACCAAGGAGAAUCAUGCCGGCAGAGUUUCCGAACUUGCGGGUCAAGGAGCACGAUGACGAAGGCAGAAGAGUUGAUAGUACGAAGCUUAGGGCCUCAAAGUUAUAA